Penicillium robsamsonii is the source of this 1101-nucleotide messenger RNA. RefSeq lists its product as uncharacterized. The record is from RefSeq and is a predicted model, not a curated record. The transcript is spliced from 2 exons. Bases 1 to 1101 code for a protein of 366 amino acids. Lineage: Eukaryota; Fungi; Ascomycota; Eurotiomycetes; Eurotiales; Aspergillaceae.
AUGUUCUUCAUCAGCGAGCCCCGCUACUAUCAGGCCCUUUUGGCGGCCGCCAUUGUACUUCUAUGGGGAGUAAUGGCCUGGAACGGCACCAUUGUGGCUCUCGUUACCGCCGCGUGGACCGGAGUGCUCGACGAUGGAAAAGCCCUGCACACCACAUACACGGGUAUAUUCUUACUCGACUUUCCAAUCUCCGUACUGGUAGCCUUCUUCUUUGCGGCCACCGACGGAUCGCAUCCUGACUAUCAACUAUUUGUGAUGGACGCGUAUUCCAUCCUGCAACCUGCAUUUGUCUGGCUGUAUGCAGAUCAGCUACGGCUAAGUUCGCAGCAAAUUUCUACCAAUCCGAUCAUUUGGGGCCUCCUGUGGCAAGCCUUUGGCGGCGCUGUCGCUUUUCCGGCAUAUUUCCUCGUUCGGAUGAAGAUUCGCGACCACCCCUAUCUUCCAGCAGGCAAAAGUGCGACAGCCUCUGCUAGAGCCAUCCCAUUCAGCUUUUUCCUUGGGGCCGUGCUGCCCGCCGUGGUUGGUAUGAUGACGAGGUGGUAUUCGAGGUCCGAUGGUACACACCAAAUAGUGCUGGCCUUGUGGUCUACGGAUCCUGUCUUGGUGUCGCUUAUCCAGCUGCUACUGGUAAAAGCCCAGUCGCCGUGGACGUCCAAGGCAGCUCUAGAACAAACAGACACAACGUCAUGGUGGUUGCGGGUUGCCUUUGCUCUCAGCGCCAUCGUCGCCGGUGUCACGCACGUCUACGCCCUCGGGUCGCUGGUCCUGUCGAAAGGCGACAUGAUGGCGGUGGCGCGAAUCUAUUUCCCCUGGCCGGGCCAAUAUUCACAUGAUGUCGUCCUCCCACUAACAUACGGGCCCUGGUUGUUUCUGAAGUACGACUGGAUUCUUAUGUCGCUGGCAUCGGUUGGCUGGGCAUUUUUCCAGCUGCGCAAGGCUCAAUGCUCUCCCAAAAAUGGCCGGUACUGGGCGGUUGUGUCCACACUACUUUUGGCUGGCUGUAUAUUGCUCGGAGCUGGGUCGACGGUGUCUGUAGCGUUGUUCUGGAAGGAAGGUCUGUUGCAGAAGAAAAGAGGGGCGAAAAACGAAACUAGGCUUUAG